Messenger RNA from Rhinichthys klamathensis goyatoka, 1933 nucleotides. RefSeq names its product glutamate decarboxylase 1a (gene gad1a). The coding region runs from base 91 to 1884 and encodes 597 amino acids. The transcript has 16 exons. Gene Ontology annotation, cellular component: presynaptic active zone; cytoplasm. Gene Ontology annotation, biological process: GABA biosynthetic process. Gene Ontology annotation, molecular function: glutamate decarboxylase activity; pyridoxal phosphate binding. The record is from RefSeq and is a predicted model, not a curated record. Lineage: Eukaryota; Metazoa; Chordata; Actinopteri; Cypriniformes; Leuciscidae.
AUCUCCCUAUAGAGUCAGCUUGACUUGUGUUGUCUGCUGAAACAGGAGCGGUUUCUCUGAAAGUGAUUGAGGACUUGAACACUUGGGGUGAUGGCUGCGUCGGCACCCUCCUCUUCCUCCUCUUCCUCCUCUUCCUCCUCUGGCGGCGAUCCGGAUCCCAACUCGACAGAUUUACGGCCACCAUCCUCAAACUAUGACUGGAGUGGAGUCGCUCAUGGAUGUACAAGGAAACUUGGAAUGAAGAUAUGCGGAUUUUUGCAGAAGAACAAUAAUGUUGAGGACAAGAGCCGAAUUGUCGGGUUUUUUAACGAUCAGCAGCCCAAGAGCAUUUUAACACGGGACAACGCGAGAGAGUCUGGCUUCAGGCGCACUGAGACUGACUUCUCCAAUCUGUACGCAAGAGAUCUGCUUCCUGCUAAAAAUGGAGAGGAGUACACCAUGCAGUUCCUGUUGGAGGUGGUGGAGAUCCUCACUAACUAUGUGCGGAAGACCUUCGACAGAUCCACAAAAGUGCUGGACUUCCAUCAUCCACACCAGCUGCUGGAGGGCAUGGAGGGCUUCAACUUAGAGCUGUGUGAUCAGCCCGAGAGCCUGGAGCAGAUCCUGGUGGACUGCAGGGACACGCUCAAAUACGGAGUCCGGACAGGUCACCCAAGGUUUUUUAACCAGUUGUCUUCAGGUCUAGACAUCAUUGGCUUAGCUGGAGAGUGGCUAACCUCUACUGCCAACACUAACAUGUUCACAUAUGAGAUUGCACCAGUGUUUGUACUGAUGGAACAGCUCACCCUGAAGAAAAUGCGAGAGAUUAUUGGCUGGCCAAAUGGAGAGGGCGAUGGAAUUUUCUCACCAGGAGGAGCGAUCUCAAACAUGUACAGCGUGAUGGUGGCGCGCUAUAAACACUAUCCUGAGGUUAAAAUCAAAGGCAUGGCAGCGGUUCCCAGACUGGUGCUGUUCACCUCAGAACAUAGUCACUACUCUAUAAAGAAGGCCAGUGCAGUGCUGGGUUUUGGCACAGAGAAUCUGAUCUUGCUGAGAACAGAUGAAAGAGGUAGAGUCAUUCCGGCUGAUCUGGAAGCCAAAGUCAUUGACGCCAAACAGAAGGGGUGUGUGCCGAUGUUUGUGAACGCCACAGCUGGAUCUACAGUGUACGGAGCCUUUGAUCCAAUCAAUGAGAUCGCUGACAUCUGUGAAAAAUACAACUUGUGGCUUCAUGUGGAUGGAGCGUGGGGUGGAGGUUUGCUGAUGUCCAGAAAACAUAGACACAAGCUUAACGGCAUUGAGAGAGCCAACUCUGUCACAUGGAACCCACACAAGAUGAUGGGUGUCCCACUACAGUGCUCCGCCAUUCUGGUCCGAGAGAAGGGUCUACUACAGGGCUGCAACUCCAUGUGUGCUGGAUAUCUCUUUCAGCCGGAUAAACAGUAUGAUGUCACCUAUGACACGGGGGACAAGGCCAUACAGUGUGGCCGUCAUGUAGACAUCUUCAAAUUCUGGCUCAUGUGGAAGUCAAAGGGCACUAUUGGCUUUGAGAGACACAUUGACAGAUGUUUGGAGCUGUCUGAGUAUCUCUACCACAAGAUCAAGAACCGAGAAGGAUAUGAGAUGGUGUUUCAAGGGGAGCCCCAGCACACCAAUGUGUGUUUCUGGUACAUUCCUCCAAGCCUGCGCCUCCUGCCAGAUGGAGAGGAGAAAAGACAACGGCUUCAUAAGGUUGCCCCCAAGAUCAAGGCAAUGAUGAUGGAGUGUGGGACAACAAUGGUGGGCUACCAGCCUCAGGGGGAGAAGGUCAACUUCUUCAGGAUGGUCGUCUCCAAUGCGGCUGUGACCAGGUCUGACAUUGACUUCCUGAUAGACGAGAUAGAAAGACUGGCACUGGAUUUAUAGAGUGCGCAGGGUGGAAAUCCAGUAGAUUCGGUUGGAAUAUAGGAAAUGG